CCACCCCCUCCCCCCCAAAAAAAAAAUCAAGAAAAAAAAACGUGUAAAAUCUAGCGAUUUCCCUCAUCAUUUGGCACCAAAAUGAUUCGUUUUUCCAGCAUGCACUCGACACCAACACCUGAUCUCGGACUAAAUGAUAACCGAGGCUGUCCCAGUUCCUUGUCGAGGGUUCAGGCAAGCGGGCGCACCGGUUGGCGCUAACGAUAUCCUUUAAAAACAUGGCCUCAAUUGUGAAGACGUGGGGUUUCCUGAUUUAUUUAACCCUGGUGACUGCGGCCGUGCUGUUCAUCGCACACAAGAAAUUUACGGAGCCUAAGUUACACAGAAAAACGUAUAGCCUCGGAGAUCAAAACAGAUUGCCGAAGUGCCCCCUCCUCCCGUCUGGUUUAAUCGGCAGAACACCCGUGACCGAAGGGAUGACCGAAGCAGACGUCGAGAAGAACAUAACGAACGUGCGCCUUGGGGGGAGGUGGUGGCCAAAACACUGCAGCCCUAUUUGGAGUGUGGCCAUUAUCGUGCCUUAUCGGGACCGAGAAUCAAUGAUGGGUCCGUUCCUUAACAAUAUCCACCCAAUUCUUCAGCGCCAAUUGGUCAAUUACACCAUCUACAUCGUUGAACAAAUACCGGGGAAACGCUUCAACAAGGCGAAGGUGUUCAACGUGGGCUUCGCUCUCGCCCUCAAGUACGGGCCCCACGACUGCUACGCUUUCCAGGACAUCGACUGCCUAUCUGAAGACGACCACAACUUUUACUACUGCGCCGACCAGCCUCGCCACCUCGGGUCCUCAGUCUCCAGGUUUAACUAUACCGUCUUCGCCCAGCACAUCGGCUGCUCGUGCCUCAUGACGGAGUGGCAGGUGCGGAAGGUCAACGGAUGGAGCAACCGGUACUACGGCUGGGGGGCUGAAGACGACGACAUGUACCGACGAAUAAGGGCCGAGGGAAUGGAACUGUGGCGGUUUCCCAAGCAUUCAGCCGCCUACACGACGCUUGAACACCCUCAGGCUGCGGAGAACCCGGACAGGUUCGAACUCCUCAAGAGAUCUGUUCGAAACUAUAAAAAGGACGGCCUCAGUUCCCUCGAAUUCACACUUGUCAACAUAGAGAAGAAGCCACUGUAUACUAAAUACCACGUUGAUGUAUAAUGUAAAACAGAUUGUAUUGGUUAUGUAUUUAUUAUUUUGAAUUAGUUUUUGUUUUGAUUUUAUCACUGAUUUUUAAAAAAGAAGGGUUGAGGAAGGGAGAGAGAGAUAGGUAUACAAUAUUUAUGACUGAUAAUAACAGCUUAUUAUUUUAAUCAUUGCUAUUUUGUAUGUUGAUAUUGGUAAUAUUAUUAAUAAUGAUAAUGAUAAUAACAAU
Molecule: messenger RNA, 1359 nt
Organism: Penaeus monodon (black tiger shrimp)
Lineage: Eukaryota; Metazoa; Arthropoda; Malacostraca; Decapoda; Penaeidae
Product: beta-1,4-N-acetylgalactosaminyltransferase bre-4-like
Exons: 7
Coding region: 219-1145 (308 amino acids)
Biological process (GO): carbohydrate metabolic process
Molecular function (GO): glycosyltransferase activity
Source: RefSeq, a predicted model, not a curated record